This is a messenger RNA of Lachancea sp. 'fantastica', 702 nucleotides long. NCBI's taxonomy places the organism in Eukaryota, Fungi, Ascomycota, Saccharomycetes, Saccharomycetales, Saccharomycetaceae. The record is from the annotation of a GenBank genome assembly.
AUGCUACCCAGAUCUCUACCAACGCCCAACUUUUGGUCGAAUUUGAAGCCAUCAAUUUCAUUCACUGCUCGGACGCUAGCGGUCGGUUUGGCGCAGCGUCGUGGGUAUGCUGCAGCUCAAUCCAACAGUGCAGCAUCGGAGCAGGCUAAAAAAUCAGCCAAGAGGAAAACGUCGCCUCUGUGGCCCAAAAUCAAGUCCUUUACGUCUUUCACGGUCUCUGGCGCUCUUGUAGUUGGUGCAUCCGGCUUGGCCGGAUUGGUUAUCUACCUUUUACUCCAAGAGCUUUUUUCUCCCUCUGGAGAUACCAGGCUGUUCAACAAUGCGGUUUCAAUGGUGGAAUCUGAUCCAAAGGCUCGUGAGCUUCUGCUGUGCAACGAUUCGGCAAACUCCAAAGAGCGUGUUAAAGCGUACGGUGAACUUCUGACUGAUGAUCGUUGGACCAGAAACAGACCUAUUAUGUCUACAAGACGCAUAGGCAAAGACGGCAGAGAACAUCAUUAUCUGCGGUUCCAUGUAGAGUCCAAGCAGAAGCUUGCAUUGGUACAUGUCGAGGCCCGUGAAAGCGACAAAAACUACACACCAGACCUGGUUUCUAUGUACAUGGAUAUUCCGGGCGAAAAACGUUACUAUUUCAUCAAACCGCAGGUCGCAAUUGCCAAACCAAAAGGGUUUCUGGGCGUCAACUGGGGCCCUAAGACGUAA